Messenger RNA from Alternaria incomplexa, 1212 nucleotides. RefSeq lists its product as uncharacterized. The record is from RefSeq and is a predicted model, not a curated record. Gene Ontology annotation, molecular function: DNA binding. Bases 1 to 1212 code for a protein of 403 amino acids. NCBI's taxonomy places the organism in Eukaryota, Fungi, Ascomycota, Dothideomycetes, Pleosporales, Pleosporaceae. Gene Ontology annotation, cellular component: nucleus. The transcript is spliced from 3 exons.
AUGUGCCAAUACCAUGAAGAAAAUCCCACUGUCAAGCAAACGGAAAUUGGAGCAAUGUUUGGCGUAGAGCGAAGUACCGUUUCGAAAGUGUUGCGCCAGAAGGAGAAGUACUUGUACCAGGACGAUGGUAGCCGAUCACCCAUAAAAAGGUCGAAAGGCAAAUUCCCGGAUAUCGAACGUGCCUUGUCGAAUUGGGCACGAAACCAUCAAAAACAGGGAGCACAGCUGUCAGAUGCUGCGAUCCGAGAGAAGGCCCGCUUCUUCGCUCAGACCGUUGGCAACUCAGAGAGCCACCUCAAGGUAAACAGUGCGAGCUGGUUGGAAAAGUUCAAGCAAAAGAAUCAUCUCAGUGGUGCAAGGUCACGAAAGACUUCGAUAGCAGAAGAGUCGGAGGGGACUUCGAAUCCGCCAUCCAAUGUGCAUACCCCGGGGGCCAUCUCGCCUACCUCACCUGGCGGGGUAUCUCCAGCGACAACGACCAUGACAGCGAAGAAGAGUCAGGAAAAUCUUAAGACAGAAAGCCCCGACACAUACGACUUUUCGAACCAUCGCCGACCCUUCCAUUCACAGAGCAGUACAUCGUUGUCAAGCGUCUUCACGGAUACAGCCACAAGCCCCACGUCGCUUUCUUCCCCCUUCUUCACGCCUGAUUCAGCAUGCGGCCCGAGUCCAUUCAUGGGAAGCCGCCAGCCUGCGAAUGGACAGCCAGGGAACAACAACUUCCAAAGGCCCCGAAGCCAAACCUUCCCCAUGCUUGUUGGUGUUGAGCAGUACAUGUCACCUCCGGGCUCAACUGACGAUAUCACCCCAAAGUACGUUAGCAGCGGUGCACUUGACUCGCCCAUGAACGAGAUGCCUGGUACACUGCCAGUCAUUGACGAAGGAAUGUCGCUUUCGCCUACCCAGAUGCCCAACUCGAUGCAGCCCCCUCCUCUACCAGGUACCAUCGACGACAAAGGCUCAUCAGCCGACUCCUCGCCCAUCACACCGUCCCAAGAAGAAGCUGCACGCGCUCUCGAGCUCGUCAUGACCUUCUUCCAGUCACAGAACGCCGGCUUCGUCGUGGAGCCCCAGGAGUAUGUCACCAUUGGCAAGCUGAUGGAGAAGCUACGAAUCAAGCGCAGCUCCGAGAGCCUUCCUUCCGAGAUGCGACGUGUGUCAGAGCCCAACUUCACCACGGCCAAGCUCGAAAGCGUCGACGCGAUCCAUUAG